Argentina anserina (silverweed cinquefoil) is the source of this 962-nucleotide messenger RNA. RefSeq names its product agamous-like MADS-box protein AGL15. The transcript has 8 exons. NCBI's taxonomy places the organism in Eukaryota, Viridiplantae, Streptophyta, Magnoliopsida, Rosales, Rosaceae. The coding region runs from base 125 to 865 and encodes 246 amino acids. The record is from RefSeq and is a predicted model, not a curated record. Gene Ontology annotation, cellular component: nucleus. Gene Ontology annotation, biological process: positive regulation of transcription by RNA polymerase II. Gene Ontology annotation, molecular function: DNA-binding transcription factor activity, RNA polymerase II-specific; protein dimerization activity; RNA polymerase II cis-regulatory region sequence-specific DNA binding.
GUUUUAGACAACCAAAACCCAGAAAGAUUCUUCAUCUUCUGUGAAUUGGGUAGUGUAAAGGUUCAGCCUUUUUGGUGGGGGUGGGAGGUUACUUAUUAACUGGUUUCUGGGUUUUUGAGGGGUUAUGAAGAAGAACAUGGGUAGGGGGAAGAUUGAGAUCAAGAAGAUUGAGAACACAAACAGCAGACAAGUCACAUUCUCAAAGAGGCGUGCUGGGUUACUCAAGAAAGCUAAGGAAUUGGCUAUUCUCUGCGAUGCUGAGAUUGCGGUCAUUGUCUUCUCCAACACUGGCAAGCUUUUUGAGUUUUCCAGUACUGGUAUAAAGCGAACUAUUGCAAGAUACAACGAGUGUCAUGAGUCUUCAGGGACCGCUCUAGUAGAAUCAAGGGCAGAGGAGGAAGACCCCAAGGCGGUGGAUGUCCUAAAAGAUGAACUCGAGAAGCUAGAAAAGAAACAAUUGCAUCUGUUAGGCGAUGACUUGGCUAGUUUGGGCUUGAAUGAAUUGCAGAAACUAGAAGAUCAAUUAACUGAAGGAUUAUUUUCAGUAAAGGAGAAAAAGGAAAAGAUACUGAUGGAGCAACUGGAGAAAUCAAGACUACAGGAAAAGGGUGCUACAGUCGAGAAUGAAAUCUUGCGCAAACAGGUUGAGGAGCUUCGCCGUUUAUUUCCCCAAGCUGCUCAUGCAGUUCCAUCACAGAAUUCCCUUGUGAACCAUGAUGCCAAAAGCCCUGAUUUGGUCAGCAGUUUUGCAUUUGAAAAUGGAGAUUCUGACACCACUUUACAAUUAGGGCUGCCAUAUCGCAAGAGGAAGGCUCCAGAAAGAGAAAGCCAGUCAAAUGACUCAAGGAGUCAACUAGGCCUGUAAUGUUCCAGAGUUUCUCUUUGCGAUCGAAUCAAAGGUUCUGGAGUGGAAUUUGAUCCAGUUGGGAGUCUAGCUUAGUAGAGCUUGUUGGAAAAUGUAG